AUGGGGAAAUGAGGCACAGAGAAGUUAAGUAACUUGCCCAAGGUCUCACAGCUAAGAACUUCGAUGCAGGCCUGGAGCAGAGACUGAACUGGACACGGAAGCCUUGGGUGUAAAGGGCCAUGGUGCUGCGGCUCUGGGCCCUGGCCUUCCUGGGCCUGGUGGGGCUGGGAGCAAGCCUUCGGCCCCGCAGGCAGGACGUGUUCAGCAGCGAGACGGAGCUGAAUCACCUGGUGGUGGAUGAGGCCUCGGGUGUGGUGUACGUGGGGGCUGUGAAUGCCCUGUACCAGCUGAGUGCCGACCUGCGCCUCCAGCAGCAGGCCACCACGGGGCCUGCGCUGGACAACAAGAAGUGCACGCCGCCCAUCGAGCCCAGCCAGUGCCACGAGGCGGUGAACACUGACAACGCCAACCAGCUGCUGCUGCUCGACCUGCCCGGGAAGCGCCUGGUGGAGUGCGGCAGCCUCUUCAAGGGCAUCUGUGCCCUUCGGGCCCUGAGCAACAUCUCUGUGCUGCUCUUCUAUGAGGAUGGCAGUGGUGAGAAGUCCUUUGUGGCCAGCAACGAUGAGAGUGUGGCCACUGUGGGGCUGGUCAGCUCCGCGCGUCCAGAUGGGGAGAGAGUACUGUUCGUGGGCAAGGGCAACGGGCCGCACGACAACGGCAUCAUCGUGAGCACCCGCCUGCUGGACCGGUCUGAAGGCAGGGAGGCCUUCGAGGCCUACUCUGACCAUACCACCUUCAAGGCUGGCUACCUGUCCACCAACACACAGCAGUUCGUGGCGGCAUUCGAGGACGGCCGCUACGUCUUCUUCGUCUUCAACCAGCAGGACAAGCACCCAGCCCAGAACCGCACCCUGCUGGCACGCAUGUGCAAGGAUGACCCUUCCUACUAUUCCUAUGUGGAGAUGGACCUGCAGUGCCUGGAGCCUGGCGACCACAGUGACCCUGAGGGCUCUCCCUUCGGUGCCUGCCUGGCAGCCUCUGUGGCCUCACCAGGUGCCAGCAGGGUGCUCUACGCUGUGUUCAGCAGGGACAGUCGGAGUGGAAGGGGACCUGGGGCUGGUCUCUGCCUGUUCCCGUUAAAUGAGGUCCACGACAAGAUGGAGUCCACCCGUAGUGCCUGCUACACGGGCUCCCGGGACUCAGGCCGGGACAUCUUCUACAAGCCCUUCCAUGGCGACAUCCAGUGUGGUGGCCACUUGGCGGGUGCCAGUGAGAAUUUCCCCUGUGGCUCGGAGCACCUACCCUACCCACUAGGCAGCCGUGAUGGCCUUAAAGCCACUGCUGUGCUGCGGCGUGGAGGCCUGAAUCUGACAGCCGUGACAGUCACUGCUGAGAACGGUCACACGGUGGCUUUCCUGGGUACCUCUGAUGGCCGGAUCCUUAAGGUGUACCUCACCCCAGACGGCACCUCCACAGAGUACGGCUCCAUCCUUGUGGAGCUCAACAGGAGAAUCAAACAGGAUCUGGUGCUGUCUGGAAACCUGUCUAGUCUCUACGCCAUGACCCAGGACAAGGUGUUCCGGCUCCCGGUGCAGGAGUGUCUCAGCUACCCAACCUGCGCGCAGUGCCGGGACUCCCAGGAUCCCUACUGUGGCUGGUGUGUCGUCGAGGGACGGUGCACCAGGAGGAGUGAGUGCCCGAGGGCUGAGGAGGCCAGCCAUUGGCUGUGGAGCCGGAACAAGUCCUGUGUGGAGAUCACAGACACCCAGCCUCAGAACAUGAGCCGGCGGACCCAGGGAGAUGUGCGGCUGACUGUCAGCCCCCUCCCAGCCCUGACCAGUGAGGACAAGCUGCUGUGCCUCUUCGGGGAGUCGCCGUCACAUGUCGCCCGCGUGGAUGGGGACGCCGUCAUCUGCAUCUCCCCAAGCAGCAUCCCCAGCACACCUCCAGGCCAGGACCAUGUGGCGGUGAGCAUCCAGCUCCUCUUUGAACGCGGCAAUAUCUUCCUCACCUCCCACCAGUACCCAUUCUAUGACUGCCAGAAGGCCAUGAGCCUGGUGGAGAACCUGCCGUGCAUCUCUUGUGCCAGCAACCGCUGGACCUGCCAGUGGGACCUGCUGUACCACGAAUGCCGGGAGGCUUCGCCCAACCCUGAGGGCAGCAUCAUCCGUGCCCACAUGGAGGACAACUGUCCCCAGUUCCUGAGCCCCACGCCACUGGUCAUCCCCAUGAACCAUGAGACUGAUGUGACCUUUAAGGGCAAGAACUUGGACACAGUGAAGGUGUCCUCCCUGUACGUGGGCAGCGACCUGCUCACAUUUGAAGUGCCAGUGACCAUGCAAGAGCCAGGCACCUUCUUCUUUCGGACCCCAAAGCUGUCCCAUGAUGCCAAUGAGACAUUGCCUCUACACCUGUACGUCAAGUCUUACCGCAAGAAUAUUGACAGCAGGCUCCAAGUGACCCUCUACAACUGCUCCUUCGGCCGCAGCGACUGUUCCCUGUGCCUGGCAGCCGACCCCAACUACAGGUGUGUGUGGUGCCCCGGCCAGAGCAGGUGUGUGUACGAGACACUGUGUGGCAACGCCACCUCCGAGUGCCCGGCGCCCGUCAUCACCAGGAUCCAGCCGGAGACCGGCCCACUAGGUGGGGGCAUCCGCAUCACCAUCCUCGGGUCCAAUUUGGGCAUCAGAGCGAGCGAUGUCAAGAGCAUCACUGUGGCCGGCCAGAACUGCACCUUUGAACCGGAACAGUACUCUGUGUCCACCCGCAUCGUGUGUGUUAUUGAGGCUGCGCAGGAACCCCUCAGCGGCGGCAUCAAGGUAGAAGUCAAUGGGAAGCUUGGCCGCUCGCCACCCAGCGUGCAGUUCACCUACCAGCAGCCUGAGCCUCUCCUUGUGGAGCCAAAGCAGGGACCACAGGCAGGUGGCACCACGCUGACCAUCAGUGGCACCCACCUGGACACAGGCUCCAAGGAGGACGUGCGGGUGACCCUCAACGAUGUCCCUUGUGAAGUGACCGAGUUUGGGGAGCAGCUGCAGUGUGUCACAGGCCCCCAGCCGGCUCUGGGUGAGGUGGCUCUUGAGAUCUCCUACGGAGGCUCCCCGGUGCCCAGCUCUGGCAUCUCCUUCACCUACCGCGAGAACCCAGUGCUGCGGACCUUCGAGCCCCAGCGGAGCUUUGUCAGUGGUGGCCGGAGCAUCAGUGUCACUGGCCAAGGCUUCAGUCUCGUCCAGAAGUUCGCCAUGGUGGUCAUUGCUGAGCCCCUGCAGUCCUGGCGGCGGCGGCGGGAGGCUGGACCCCUGCAGACCACCACGGUCACGGGCACUGAGUACGUGUUCCACAAUGACAGCAAGGUUGUGUUCCUGUCCCCGGCUGUCCCCGAGGAGCCCGAGGCCUACAACCUCACGGCGCUGAUACAGAUGGAUGGGCACCGCGUCCUGCUCAGGACCGAGGCCAGCGCCUUCGAGUACGUGGCAGACCCCACCUUCGAGAACUUCACAGGUGGUGUGAAGAAGCAGGUCAACAAGCUCAUCCAUGCGCAGGGCACCAACCUGAACAAGGCCAUGACGCUGCAGGAGGCAGAGGCCUUCGUGGGUGCUGAGCGCUGCAUCAUGAAGACACUCACAGAGACUGACCUGUACUGCGAGCCGCCCGAGGUGCAGCCCCCGCCCAAGCGGCGGCAGAAGCGGGACACAACACACAACCUGCCUGAGUUUAUUGUAAAGUUUGGUUCACGAGAGUGGGUGCUGGGCCGGGUAGAGUACGACACGCGUGUCAGUGACGUGCCGCUCAGCCUCAUCCUGCCGCUGGUCAUCGUGCCCAUGGUGGCUGUCAUCGCGGUGUCUGUCUAUUGCUAUUGGAGGAAGAGCCAGCAGGCUGAGCGUGAGUACGAGAAGAUCAAGUCCCAGCUGGAGGGCUUGGAGGAGAGUGUGCGUGACCGCUGCAAGAAGGAGUUCACAGACCUGAUGAUCGAGAUGGAGGACCAGACGAAUGAUGUGCAUGAGGCGGGCAUCCCCACGCUGGACUACAAGACCUACACAGACCGGGUGUUCUUCCUGCCCUCCAAGGACGGCGAUAAGGACGUCAUGAUCACCGGCAAGCUGGACAUCCCCGAGUCACGGCGGCCUGUAGUGGAGCAGGCGCUCUACCAGUUCUCCAACCUGCUCAACAGCAAGUCCUUCCUCAUCAACUUUAUCCACACCCUGGAGAACCAGCGGGAGUUCUCGGCCCGUGCCAAAGUCUAUUUCGCGUCGCUGCUGACGGUGGCGCUGCACGGGAAGCUGGAGUACUACACGGACAUCUUGCGCACGCUCUUCCUAGAGCUCAUGGAGCAGUACGUGGUGGCCAAGAACCCCAAGCUGAUGCUGCGCAGGUCUGAGACGGUGGUGGAGAGGAUGCUGUCCAACUGGAUGUCCAUCUGCCUGUACCAGUACCUCAAGGACAGCGCUGGUGAACCACUCUACAAGCUCUUCAAGGCCAUCAAACACCAGGUGGAAAAGGGGCCAGUGGAUGCCGUGCAGAAGAAAGCCAAGUACACCCUCAAUGACACGGGGCUGCUAGGGGAUGAUGUGGAGUAUGUGCCCCUGACGGUGAGUGUGAUCGUGCAGGACGAAGGUCUCGAUGCCAUCCCCGUCAAGGUCCUCAACUGCGACACCAUCUCUCAGGUCAAGGAGAAGAUCAUUGACCAGGUGUACCGCACACAGCCCUGUUCCUGCUGGCCCAAACCCGACAGCGUGGUCCUUGAGUGGCGUCCUGGGUCCACGGCUCAGAUCCUCUCUGACUUGGACCUGACCUCCCAGCGGGAUGGCCGGUGGAAGCGCAUCAACACCCUCAUGCAUUACAAUGUCCGGGAUGGAGCCACCCUCAUCCUGUCCAAGGUGGGCGUCUCCCAGCAGCCAGAGGAUAGCCAGCAGGACCUGCCUGGGGAGCGCCACGCCCUGCUAGAGGAGGAGAACCGAGUGUGGCACUUGGUGCGGCCAACGGAUGAGGUGGAGGAGGGCAAGUCCAAGCGGGGCAGCGUGAAGGAGAAGGAGCGGACCAAGGCCAUCACCGAGAUCUACCUGACAAGGCUGCUGUCGGUCAAGGGCACGCUGCAGCAGUUCGUGGACAACUUCUUCCAGAGCGUGCUGGCACCUGGACACGCAGUGCCUCCUGCGGUCAAGUACUUCUUUGACUUUCUGGAUGAGCAGGCUGAGCGGCAUGACAUCCGGGAUGAAGACACCAUCCACAUCUGGAAAACCAACAGCCUGCCACUCCGCUUCUGGGUGAACAUCCUCAAGAACCCCCACUUCAUCUUCGACGUGCACGUGCAUGAGGUGGUGGAUGCCUCGCUGUCAGUCAUUGCACAGACCUUCAUGGACGCCUGCACACGCACGGAGCACAAGCUGAGCCGCGACUCGCCCAGCAACAAGCUGCUGUAUGCCAAGGAGAUCUCUACCUAUAAGAAGAUGGUGGAGGAUUACUAUAAGGGGAUCCGCCAGAUGGUGCAGGUCAGUGACCAGGACAUGAACACACACCUGGCCGAGAUCUCGAGGGCGCAUACGGACUCCCUGAACACCCUGGUGGCCCUGCACCAGCUCUACCAAUACACACAGAAGUACUACGACGAGAUCAUCAAUGCCUUGGAGGAGGACCCUGCUGCCCAGAAGAUGCAGCUGGCCUUCCGCCUGCAGCAGAUCGCAGCUGCUCUGGAGAACAAGGUCACUGACCUCUGACCUCUGACCGUCCAUGCUGCCUUCAGGCCCAGACGUGCCCCAAGUGUGGGGCGCAGCGGACCCACCUCGGGCCCACCUCCUGCUGUAGACGGUAGCAUCUUUCUCCUGAGCAAUACAGCCCGGGUUCCAGCACCAGCUUUCCUGUGGCACCAGCAUUGCUGUGCUCGUCUCCUGAGGAUUCCCAAACGUGCCUUACAGGCCACACUGGGCCACUGCGAGUCGUGGGGCCUUGGCCUCCCCUGCCUGAGCACCAGCACCCUCUUCGGAUGCCCUAGGCUUGGCUUCUAAGGUGGGUCGAGUGCCUGCAGCCCCCAGGGCAAGUUCCCGGACUGAGUAUCUGCCUGUCUGCCAGAUAGAAGGAGGAGAAAAAGCGGUACGAUGCCUUCUGACCUCACCUGGCCUCCCUGCGGGGCGCGAGGGCUGCCGGGCCCCACCUCUAAGGUCAAGCUGGACGUCAGACGUCGGGGCCCAGAUGGCCAGUAGGACCCAGCAGACUGGGAGUCCUGGUCUCGGCCUGUCAGACAGGCUGUCUGGAGGCUCCCCUGGGCCAGCUCCACCAGGACCACCUCAUCCUUUUUUGUAAAUUUUGUUAAUUGUAAAUCCAUUACACAUCUGUCUUUUUCACUC
This is a messenger RNA of Chinchilla lanigera (long-tailed chinchilla), 6281 nucleotides long. It is a transcript of the gene Plxnb2, whose product is annotated as plexin B2. The record is from RefSeq and is a predicted model, not a curated record. Gene Ontology annotation, biological process: regulation of cell shape; regulation of cell migration; negative regulation of cell adhesion. Gene Ontology annotation, molecular function: protein binding; semaphorin receptor activity. Gene Ontology annotation, cellular component: semaphorin receptor complex. NCBI's taxonomy places the organism in Eukaryota, Metazoa, Chordata, Mammalia, Rodentia, Chinchillidae.